AUGAAGUGCUUAUUAUUAUUAUCGGUACUUUUGCCCUGUGUUUCUUCACAGUUAGUGCAGAACUAUCCGAAUGUUAUUCUGACUGGACAGCCAAGAGUUGUGGCGAGGAGGAUACUCAAUGUCGAUAUGAAAACAGCCCAACAACUAGCCCUCCCUGACGACCAAGAACAUAUCAGAUAUCGAGUGAAUGUAUUGAACAGACAAGAACUUCCACAACCCGAAGAAACUCCUUAUCUGACUCAAGAAAGAACUCCAGUCAUGGUCUACAGAAGAAUAUUGAGACCAGCCAGAAUCACGUUCACUGGAGACGGAGUUGCGACGGAUAGCUGGCAAGGAACGAGUGAUGCAGUGGAGAUGGAGUCAUGGACAUUGAAUAGAAGACCCACCGUAGAAGGAUCAUUUGUACAGAAUCAACAACCACAGAGAUCUUUUCAUUAG
Caenorhabditis remanei is the source of this 438-nucleotide messenger RNA. RefSeq lists its product as uncharacterized. The coding region runs from base 1 to 438 and encodes 145 amino acids. The record is from RefSeq and is a predicted model, not a curated record. NCBI's taxonomy places the organism in Eukaryota, Metazoa, Nematoda, Chromadorea, Rhabditida, Rhabditidae. The transcript has 2 exons.